AUGUCGACCUUCAAGAUGUCCCAUCAAAUCAGAACAUUGAGAGGCGCCCAGGACACGUCACAUCCACACCCUUUGACCGACGACAAGCUUCCCACAGCUGAAAUCCCCAGUGACUGCGUUAACCAAGGUACAUCUGGAGAAUCUGCUUCGAAGGUUCUCGACACCCUCUCUGGCAUGGAGGAAACUCCUACUUUCAUAUUGGUUCAUGCUGAACUUCAGGGUGCUCAUGAGGCCUCAGAACGCGUGAAAACACUUGGGGGACACACGCUAUCUGUGACAUCCGCUGCCAACAAUGCCCCAGCAAGUCUCGCUGCUGCAGAUGAUGUCAACACCGCAUACCUCCAACCCCUGAAAAUUUUUGACACUGCCAUCGAGAAGAUUGCAGAUGUAGGGGCCAUUCUCCUUCGUUGGUAG
Molecule: messenger RNA, 414 nt
Organism: Suillus discolor
Lineage: Eukaryota; Fungi; Basidiomycota; Agaricomycetes; Boletales; Suillaceae
Exons: 3
Coding region: 1-414 (137 amino acids)
Source: RefSeq, a predicted model, not a curated record